AUGAAUCAAAGCUGCCUUCCUUGGAGCCGCACUCCCAACCAAAGGAAGGAAGGAGGGAAGCAACCAGGGCGCUGCUGUUGCUUCUGCUGCAUCACUUUUUUUCCCACCCAGGAUCCAGCCAGGCUGGGAUCGCAGGAGACCCAAAGGGGUUUGCAGCCCUUCUGCGGUACCCACAAGCAUUGCUUUGUAAUUUUUUUUGUUAUUAUCCCUUUGGGGUAGAUUAUUUUUUUAAAAAAACGACAACAACUUCGCCUUCUCCCAAACAUUGCAACUAAAAUGAUGCAAAGCGCAGCGCUCGCCCCAGAAGGUGCUGUCAAGGGGCUUCCAGACAUUCUCGGCGUGCCAAUGCAACAGAUCCCCCAGUGUGCCGGCUGCAACCAGCAUAUUCUGGAUAAAUUCAUCCUGAAAGUCCUCGACCGGCACUGGCACGGCUCUUGCCUCAAGUGUGCAGAUUGCCAAAUGCAGCUGGCAGACCGCUGCUUCUCCAGAGCUGGGAGCGUCUAUUGCAAGGAAGACUUCUUCAAGCGUUUUGGGACAAAAUGCACAGCAUGCCAACAAGGAAUCCCCCCAACACAGGUGGUCAGGAAAGCCCAGGACUUUGUCUAUCACCUGCACUGCUUUGCCUGCAUUAUCUGCAACCGCCAGCUGGCCACCGGCGAUGAGUUCUACCUCAUGGAAGACGGGCGCCUGGUGUGCAAGGAGGACUACGAGACAGCUAAGCAGAACGAUGAUUCAGAAGCUGGCGCUAAGAGGCCCCGAACCACCAUCACAGCCAAACAGUUGGAAACAUUAAAAAAUGCCUAUAAAAACUCCCCCAAACCGGCCCGGCAUGUGCGGGAACAGCUGUCUUCUGAGACUGGAUUGGACAUGCGGGUUGUGCAGGUCUGGUUUCAAAACAGAAGGGCAAAAGAGAAACGGUUGAAGAAAGAUGCUGGGCGGCACCGCUGGGGUCAAUUCUACAAGAGCGUAAAGAGGAAUCGAGGAGGCAGCAAACAUGAAAAAGAGAGCUCUGCGGAGGACUGUGGUGUCAGUGACAGUGAGCUGAGCUUCAGAGAAGACCAAAUCCUUUCCGAGCUUGGCCACAACAACCGAAUUUAUAGCAAUGCUGGCGAUGUGGCUGGUGGACAACUAAUGAAUGGUACUUUCUCCAUGGACGGGACAGGACAAUCCUAUCAGGACUUGAGGGAUGGAAGCCCUUAUGGAAUCCCCCAGUCUCCAGCCUCAAUAUCAUCUCUUCCCUCACACACUCCGUUGCUAAAUGGUCUGGAUUACACGAUGGACAAUAAUUUAGGAAUAAUAGCACAUGGAGGGCAGGGGGUGAGCCAGACACUCAGAGCUAUGGCUGGCGGCCCAACCUCUGAUAUUUCUACUGGAAGCAGUGUUGGUUAUCCAGACUUUCCCACAAGCCCUGCCUCUUGGCUUGAUGAAAUGGAUCAUCCUCCUUUUUAAAACGUCUCAUUACUUGUCAUAUUCCCACUUGCUUUUUUGGCCUGAAAGCAUUUUAGCAACCCAGUGAGGGACAGCAAUCAAACUUCAAGGAUCACAGAUGUGCCAUCCCAAGAAAAUUUCCAUUCAUUUUGAAUGGGAAUUUGCUAUUUGUUUCCUGUAGAGCUGAAAGAAAACAUGGUAUUAAUAUAUAUCUAUAUGUAAACACACUUUUGCUUUCUGUUCGAAAGAGUGGGACAGUAGGAGGAGCUGCUUCUGAGUACAGCACAUUGAUGUGUAAAGUAUUUGUAUGACUUUGGGGCGCGGAAAGCGGCAGCGGUAGCAAAUGGAAGUGCACUGACUCUUUCCAAAAUAGACUUUUGCUGUUGAGUGUGACACUAGCACAUACGGAAAAUGAUUAGGCAGAUA
Anolis sagrei ordinatus is the source of this 1854-nucleotide messenger RNA. It is a transcript of the gene LHX4, whose product is annotated as LIM homeobox 4. Gene Ontology annotation, biological process: neuron differentiation; regulation of transcription by RNA polymerase II. Gene Ontology annotation, molecular function: RNA polymerase II transcription regulatory region sequence-specific DNA binding; DNA-binding transcription factor activity, RNA polymerase II-specific; zinc ion binding. The record is from RefSeq and is a predicted model, not a curated record. Lineage: Eukaryota; Metazoa; Chordata; Lepidosauria; Squamata; Anolidae. Gene Ontology annotation, cellular component: nucleus.